AUGGCUAUCCUACAGAAAACCCUCUCCUAUGCCAGACAGAAACAGCUUUUCCACCCAAACUUCUAUCGAGUCCAUCUCUCCUAUUUCAUCCUUGUCAUCUUACUUUCUUCCGUUAUUGUCUAUGGUAGCGGCGUGGAUGGCAACAGUCACGAUGAGGAAGCACGCUUCCGCCUGCGAUACAUUGACGCUCUUUUCCUCUGCACGAGCGCCAUGACCAAUACAGGUUUGAAUACAGUGAAUCUGAGCUCGCUCACUGCCUUCCAACAAUCGGUACUCUUCAUACUCAUGCUCAUGGGGAAUAUGAUCGUGGUUUCCGUCGCGACUGUCCCGAUAAGACGGUAUUUCAUGCAAAAGCAUAUGCAGCAAUUCGUUGAGCAAUCCGAGACUGGAAGGAAGAUAGUCGAUGACAUUAAUCAGGAUGAGUACAACGGGGAAAGCCGAUACACAGGUAAGAACAAAGGGUAUCAGCCAAUGAGCCGCGGAAAGGCGUCUGCGCAGCAAUCGUCGUCAUCAGGUCCCCGGAGGAGACCGAAUGCCAAAUCCAGCAAGCCAGACACUCAAUAUCCGGCCGCAGAUUUCUAUCACCAUCACUACGGCCAAGGUGGCUUUCCGUCUCCUUGGAAUUGGAGAGUAACACAAAGUCUCAAAUCAAAGCUUAGUGGAUUAUCGCAUCCGGGCAAGCAUUCACACCAUUACCUAUCCUUCCAGCCAUCUCUGGACCACAAGGUAAGGACGGACAUCCACUUUCGUAGAGCGGCACUAGGCGGGAACCUGAUCUUUUGUUUUAGGGCAGGUUCCACUCACUUGACGAACAUGAACGUCAAGAACUUGGGGGCGUGGAAUAUCGAGCGUUAG
Messenger RNA from Bacidia gigantensis, 855 nucleotides. RefSeq lists its product as uncharacterized. The transcript has a single exon. Gene Ontology annotation, biological process: potassium ion import across plasma membrane; intracellular potassium ion homeostasis. Bases 1 to 855 code for a protein of 284 amino acids. Gene Ontology annotation, molecular function: high-affinity potassium ion transmembrane transporter activity. Gene Ontology annotation, cellular component: plasma membrane. The record is from RefSeq and is a predicted model, not a curated record. Lineage: Eukaryota; Fungi; Ascomycota; Lecanoromycetes; Lecanorales; Ramalinaceae.